Sander lucioperca (pikeperch) is the source of this 1800-nucleotide messenger RNA. RefSeq names its product neutrophil cytosolic factor 1 (gene ncf1). Gene Ontology annotation, biological process: respiratory burst; superoxide anion generation. The coding region runs from base 204 to 1538 and encodes 444 amino acids. The record is from RefSeq and is a predicted model, not a curated record. Gene Ontology annotation, molecular function: superoxide-generating NADPH oxidase activator activity; phosphatidylinositol binding; protein binding. Gene Ontology annotation, cellular component: NADPH oxidase complex; cytoplasm. The transcript is spliced from 11 exons. Lineage: Eukaryota; Metazoa; Chordata; Actinopteri; Perciformes; Percidae.
CCCUAGUAUUUAAGCCUGCCGUGUGUACUUUGAGACCAGUGUAUGUCAGAGAGAGAGUAUUUCAGCCGGUUGGGAGUACUUUGAGACCAGUAUACGUCAGAGAGAGAGUAUUUCAGCCGGUUGGGAGUACUUUGAGACCAGUAUACGUCAGAGAGAGAGUAUUUCAGCCGGUUGGGAGUACUUUGAGACCAGUAUACGUCAGCAUGGAGGGGCAGACCUACGUCAAGCUGGUGGAGCUGCUGGGCUUUGAGAAGCGAUCCUUCCCGAGUCAGCACUACGUGUACCUGCUGAUGGUGAAAUGGAGCGACCAAUCAGAGAAGAUCAUCUACAGGACGUAUCCUGAGAUCUACACCUUCCACAAAUCUCUGAAGGAGAUGUUUCCCAUCGAGUCAGGUCAAAUAGAAAAGAAGGACAGAAUAAUCCCCCAUUUACCAGCGCCGCGCUGGCUGUACAGCGAGAAGUCUCCGGAAACCCGGCAGAGCACGCUGACCGAGUACUGCCACCUACUCAUCAACCUACCGCCUCACAUCUCCCGCUGCAAACUGCUCACACACUUCCUCAAAGUCAGAGCAGAGGACGAGAACCCCCCAGCCCCAAACACCCUGAAAAGAAACGAGACGUUUGUGGAGUCCCGGGAGCUGGCCAGAGGCAAUGCGUCCGAGAUUUCCGGCCCGAUCAUUCUGGACACCUACCGAGCGAUCGCUGACUUCACCAAGACGUCCAAACACGAGAUCGACCUGCACACCGGAGACCUGGUGGAGAUCGUGGAGAAGAAUCAGAACGGCUGGUGGUUCUGCCAGGGUGAGUCCAAGCGUGGCUGGGUUCCUGCCACGUACCUGGAGCCGCUGGACGGGCCCGACGAGGCAGAGGACGCCGAGCCAAACUACGAAGGCGAGCUGCACGUCACCAUCCGAGCGUACAAGGCGGAGCAGGACGACGAGAUCUCUCUGGACAUCGGGGAGACCAUCGAGGUCAUUCACAAGCUGCUGGACGGAUGGUGGGUGGUCAGGAAAGGAGAGGAGACCGGUCACUUCCCGUCCAUGUUCCUGCAGCCGGCCGGUAAGAGACAGAAGCAGGACGCUGAGAGGAUGACUCUGCAGAAACCUCCUCCACGCAGGUCCACCAUCAGAAACCCCAAGAGCAUCCACAACAAGACGAGCCGGCGGCUGAGCCAGGACUCGUACCGCCGCGCCAGCCGCCGCUACCUGCAGCAGAAGGGCGGCCGCAUGGCCGAGCACGGCAGGAACGCCAAGAACGCUGCCGCUAAUUCGCCGCUGAGGGAGAGGAAGAACCACGACAACGUCCCCGAGCAGUCUGGCUCCAGUUCGGAGAGCGAGGCGAGGAAGGAGGUUCCGGUCAUCCCGCCGCGGCCGAGCGCCGAGCUGAUCCUGCAGCGCUGCAGUGACAACACGUGCCAGAGAGUCAGCAUCCACCGGGCACACUCCGGCUCCGACUCCGGCUCCGGCACGCCAGCUAGCACGCCAGCUAGCACGCCAGCUAGCACGCCAGCUAGCACGCCAGCUAGCACCGCCAGCUAGCACCGCCAGCUAGCAUGCCAGCUAGCAGCGCCGCGCUCCACACAGAAUGAGGCCGUGAUCCCAAGUUUUCAUGAGGCUCUUUUGUAGUAAAAAAAAGAAAAGAAAAAUAAGCUGUCAGUGUUUUGGUUCCAAAAAGCAGCCGAGAUCGUCUUUUGUUGCUAUAGCAACAGCUGCAGUAUCCUAGAGCGCUACGUGGAGCGGUGCUAAUGCUAAUGCUAACGUUAGCUAAAACAAAGAGAUCUUUUUUAAUUUUGUCUCUUCA